AUGAACAGAGGUCGUGGAGGAAAAAGUUUUAGAGGUCGAGGUGUUGUAAGUGGGUUCACACCUUCACAAGGUCCACCAGCUCAAGUUACAGGUGAUAUGGUGUGCCUUUCUACCAAUAAAAAGAUCCCAUAUUUCAAUGCACCAAUUUAUCUAGAAAAUAAGAAACAAAUUGGUAAAGUGGAUGAAAUUCUUGGCCCUAUGAAUGAGGUUUAUUUUACUGUAAAAUUGCAAGGAGGUUUUGUGGCCACAUCAUUUCAACUUAACGAUAAAGUUUUCAUUGGUGAGGAUAAAUUAUUACCUAUAGAAAGAUUUUUACCAAAACCUGCUUCCCAAAAUAAAGUACCAAGGAGAACAGAUCGUGGUCGUGGAAACAAUCGUGGUAUAGGUCGAUUUUCUCGUGGUCGUGGUGGGGGUAGUCGUGGCGGUCGUGGUGGGGGUGGUUAUAGUGGAGGUGGUCGUGGUGGGGGUAGUCGUGGUGGGGGUGGUUAUAGUGGGGGUGGUCGUGGUGGGGGUGGUCGUCGUGGUGGAGGAGGUCGUGGUGGAUUUCGUCGAGGUUAUUAA
Messenger RNA from Diversispora eburnea, 561 nucleotides. NCBI's taxonomy places the organism in Eukaryota, Fungi, Glomeromycota, Glomeromycetes, Diversisporales, Diversisporaceae. The record is from the annotation of a GenBank genome assembly.